AUGCGCGUCUCCGCUACCCUUGCUGCCGGCGCCCUCGCCGUCAGCGUUUCUGCCCAGAACUACCUUGGCUUCAACUCCGGCGCCACCCUGGCCGACCGCUCUGCCAAGUUCAAGGCCGACUUCGAGGCCGAGUUCAAGGCUGCCCAGAGCCUGCCCAAUGCCCCCGGCAACUUCAACGCCGUCCGUCUCUACACCAACAUCCAGGCUUACUCCCAGGAUGACCCUAUUGAGGCUUUCGAGGCGGCCAUUGACACCAAGACGUCCAUCCUGCUCGGUGUCUGGGCCUCGGGCACUGACAACAUCGACAAGGAGGUGUCUGCCCUGAAGAAGGCCGUCGAGAAGUUCGGCUCCAAGCUGACCGACCUUGUCAUCGGUGUCUCCAUCGGUUCCGAGGAUCUCUACCGUGUCUCUGUCACCGGUGUGAAGAACAAGUCUGGUGCCGGUAACUCGCCCGACGCCAUUGUUGGUUUCAUCAAGGACUUCAAGGAUGCCUUCAAGGGCUCUGCCCUCAGCUCCGUCCCCGUCGGUCACGUCGACACCUGGGACUCCUGGUCCAACGGCACCAACAAGGCCGUCAUUGACGCUGUUGACUUCCUCGGUGUGAACGAGUUCCCCUACUACGAGAACGACAAGGGCAACGACAUCAAGAACGCCGGUCACCUUUUCGACAAGGCUUACGACAUCACCAUCGCUGCUGCUGGUGGCAAGCCCGUCUGGGUCACCGAGACUGGCUGGCCCGCUGUUGGUCCCGACUGGGAUCAGGCCGAGGCUUCUGUCCAGAACGCCAAGUACUACUGGAAUGAGGUCGGCUGCCGUCAGCUCUUCGGCAAGACCCCCACCUUCUGGUACACUCUCCGUGACUCCAACCCCGACAACAAGAUGAAGUUCGCCAUCACCGAGUCUGUCGGCGGCAAGCCCCUCUUCGACCUCACCUGCCCCAAGACCUUCGACACCGACAAGCAGAAGGCCUCCUCCUCCGCUGCCGCCCAGUCCACCUCCGCUGCCACCGCUUCCGGCUCCAGCAACGCUACUGCCACUGGCAGCGGCUCCGCCUCGGAGACGUCUGCCAUCUCUGGUGGCAACGGCUCCGGCAACGGCUCUGGCUCCGACUCUGGUUCGGGCUCUGCCUCCCCCUCGGGCUCUGGCAACGGCUCCGGAUCCGGCUCGGCCUCUCCGUCGGGCUCCGGCAACGGCUCCGGUGCCAACGGCGGUUCUGGUUCAGGCUCUGCCGAGAACCCUGCCUCCACCGAGGGCACCUCCCCCUCCACCGUUCCCGAGUCCUCCGCCGCCUCGCUCCAGAAGACCGUCGCCGUCGCCGCCCUGGCGCUCGUCGCCGGCCUCUUCACCCUUGCUUAA
This is a messenger RNA of Verticillium nonalfalfae, 1356 nucleotides long. RefSeq lists its product as uncharacterized. Lineage: Eukaryota; Fungi; Ascomycota; Sordariomycetes; Glomerellales; Plectosphaerellaceae. Gene Ontology annotation, cellular component: cell surface; extracellular region; fungal-type cell wall. The record is from RefSeq and is a predicted model, not a curated record. The transcript has a single exon. Gene Ontology annotation, biological process: carbohydrate metabolic process; cell wall organization. Gene Ontology annotation, molecular function: 1,3-beta-glucanosyltransferase activity; glucan endo-1,3-beta-D-glucosidase activity. The coding region runs from base 1 to 1356 and encodes 451 amino acids.